Molecule: messenger RNA, 8857 nt
Organism: Lucilia sericata (common green bottle fly)
Lineage: Eukaryota; Metazoa; Arthropoda; Insecta; Diptera; Calliphoridae
Exons: 5
Coding region: 1-4884 (1627 amino acids)
Biological process (GO): DNA integration
Molecular function (GO): nucleic acid binding
Source: RefSeq, a predicted model, not a curated record
AUGUCGGUAGACAGAACUCCUCCACCAGCAAAUAUUCCACCACCAUUGCCUCUGGCUCCGAUUUACAUAGAGCCUUCGGUUUGUCAUGUGUGUACGGAAACAAUGGUCGAAGGAGAUGAUUGUUUAAUCAUUCAUGAAUGUUCGCACGCGUUCCAUAGAUCCUGUAUUGAGUCACAUCUUUCUACCAGUUCUGAAUGCCCGGUAUGCAAACGUGCAUGUCGACUUUGUGACUUACGUAGAUUGGUAAUAAACGCUAAUGCUGCAACAUUUAGACCAACCAUUAAGAAAAAAGGCAGGGGUGCUAUGGCACGAACCUACAAUACACGUUCAACUUCAAACCGUAAUCUUUUUCAAGAAUCCGAUCCUUCUAAUACUGGCGAGACCAGUAUGUCUCUGGGAAAUGAACCUGAAAACACACAACUAGCUACCAAUGAUAUUCUAUUAGACACAACUGGAAAUAAUAAUAACCGUAUAAAUUCUCCAAUUCAAAAUCCAGAACAUUUAAUAAGAACACCGUCUAACAAUAAUAAUUCUAGUAUUGAUUACGAUCAAAUUAAUCGUUUAAUCGAAGCCAAUAUUACGAAACUUUUGCAAAAUAUGAAUAUUAUGCAACCAGUUAGCAACAACAAUAAUCAAAAUAACAACAAUGCCAAUACACAUCAAAAUGGUUAUGGUUCGCAACGUCCAAAUACCCAAACCAAUGUCAACAUUCCUUAUAUUUUCUCACCAUUCGCAAAUUCCAAUUCUAAUACUGGUACAAUACAUGCAGACAAGGUUACCUCCGUGAUCCAGAAUUGGAACCUCAAAUUCGAUGGUUCAUCAAACGGAUUGCAUGUAGAAGAGUUUCUGUAUCGUAUUAAAUCAUUAACCAGGGAUACAUUCAAUAGUGAUUUCACUAUUAUCUGCAAGAACUUGCAUAUCCUCUUAACAGGAAAAGCCCGCGAUUGGUACUGGCGGUACCAUAAGCAGGUCCAAUCUGUAAACUGGGAUGAUUUUUGUGAUGCCCUGCGAUGCCAGUAUAGACAAUAUAAAAGCUCUUUUGAUAUCCGAGAGGAAAUCAGAAACAGGAAACAAAAGCCUGGAGAGUCAUUCGAUUCCUUUUUCGAUUCCGUAUUGGUAAUUAUGGAUCGUCUCCCGGCGCCCAUGUCUGAUUCUGAAUUGAUCGAAAUACUAGCGAGGAAUCUGCGUCCUGAUAUCCGCCAAGACUUAUUAUACGUUCCCAUACACUCGAUUUCACACUUACGAAAACUCGUACAAAUGCGAGAACAUUUCUUAAAUGAUGAGAGCGUUCGCAAAAAUCUUUUUACUCGCAGCCAAAAUCAGAAUAUGCCACGUAGAUAUCUAUCUGAAAUAGAUUCAACGAAUACUAGUGACAAUGUUCACGAAGUUGAAGAGUUAGCUUGUUCUGUUGACGCUGUACAGGGUCAUGAAGUUGUGGUCAAGUGUUGGAACUGCGAUGAGUCCAAAUGUGACAAAGAAACUCUUACAGAUUUCAAAAUACCCUGCUAUGACAAUUUAUCCCUUGUUUGUAACCAAACUGAAAAAAUUACUCUGCUAGAACGUCCUAAAACCUAUACCAAUGAACCAAAACUUGAAAUAUCGAAACUUAUUACACCAAAACUUCCAUACCAUGAAAGAUUACAAUUGUACAUGCAAAAACGCAAUGAAAUAUUUAACCUGUCUGAAAUUACAGAAUGUAAACCAUCGAAAUCUAAACGGUCAACUGUUCGUCUUAGAAAAUAUUACAAAAUGCGAAAAACUUGUCGAAAACUUCUUAUUUCUGCUAUUGUGUCAAAUCCAAAGGAUUUGCGUUAUUACGCAAAAGUGAAGUUUUUGAAUUUUGAUGAAUAUGGUCUCCUUGACACCGGGGCCAAUAUUAGUUGUUUAGGUUCAGAUUUAGCAGAGAUUGACUUUUCGAAAUUCCCAUGUUAUACAAAAUGUAAACAUUACGUUAAAACGGCUGAUGGUCAUUUACAAUCAGUUUGUGGAUGGCUGGAUGUAGAAAUCUUCUUUAAAGAUCAAUCGAAAACCUUAAAACUUUUUAUUAUACCGUCGAUAUCUCAGAGAUUGAUUUUGGGAAUCGACUUUGUGAAGUCCUUCGCUUUGUUUCCAGACAUAGUUGGGUCUGUAGAUAUACUUACUUUUAAUAAUUCGUCCAACUCGUCCUUGUUCGAUUUAUCCGUUCUUUCAGGUAAGUCCGAAGUCCAGUCCGAUAAAACAAAUCAGUCUAAAACACCAUUAGACGAAAAUUCCUAUCCACUUUCGCAUAGCCAACGUUUGCAGCUUAACGCUGUCAUUAACUUGUUUCCGAAUUUUGAAAAACAAGGGUUGGGAAGAACCAGUCUUAUUAGACACUCAAUUGAUGUUGGCAAUGCCUCACCAAUUAAGUCAAGGUUCUAUCCAGUUUCUCCUGCGGUCGAGAAACUGAUGUACGGUGAACUAGAUCGUAUGUUGGCACUAGGGGUGAUAGAACCUUCCACAUCCCCCUGGAGUUCACCUAUGCGUUUGGUUUUAAAACCAAACAAGGUCCGAUUGUGCCUAGAUGCACGUAAGGUUAAUGCUGUAACCAUAAAGGAUGCAUAUCCGCUUCCAAAUAUUGAGGGAAUAUUCGCAAGGCUUCCAAAGGCGAAUCUCAUAACGAAGCUAGAUCUGAAGGAUGCCUAUUGGCAGAUUGCCUUAGAUGACAAGUCCAAAAGUCUGACAGCAUUCACAGUCCCGGGUCGGCCACUCUACCAGUUUGUAGUUAUGCCGUUCGGGCUGUGUAAUGCUCCACAGACUAUGUGCAGACUUAUGGACGAAAUCAUUCCUCCGGACUUAAGGCACUGUGUCUUUGGGUAUUUGGAUGAUCUAGUUAUCGUUUCAGAAGAUUUCGAAACUCAUCUUGAAAUACUAGUACGUAUAGCCUCGCAAUUUCGAAAAGCUAAUCUCACGUUAAACAUAUCUAAGUCCAAAUUUUGCGUAACAUCGGUAAACUAUUUAGGAUUUGUGAUAGGAAACGGGGGAAUUACAACGGAUCCCGAAAAAGUUCAAGCGAUAAGAGAUUGGCCCACUCCCAAAAACUUAAAACAAAUUCGCGGUUUUCUUGGAUUGGCGGGGUGGUAUCGUCGUUUUAUUGAAAAUUUCUCAACGGUCGUUUUUCCAAUCACGGAGUUGUUAUCGACGAAAAAGGUGUUUAAAUGGACAGAAGAAGCCCAGAAAGCAUUCGAAAAUGUUAAACUCUUGCUCACCUCCGCUCCUGUCUUGACAAACCCGGACUUCCGAAAGAAAUUCUUCCUUCAUUGUGAUGCUAGUGAUUUCGGUAUAGGUGCAGUUCUGGUGCAAUUGGACGACCAAGGCCAAGAACGUCCAAUUGCAUACAUGAGUAAAAAGUUAAAUUCAGCACAACGAAAUUACAGUGUCACAGAGAGGGAAUGUUUGGCUGCAAUGGAAGCUAUCAAGCGAUUCCGGUGUUAUUUGGAAAUGCAGGAGUUCGAGGUGAUCACAGACCACUCUAGUUUACUGUGGUUAAUGCGGCAACCAGAUCUCAGUGGCCGGCUUGCAAGAUGGGUGUUUAAGCUGCAGUCCUAUAAUUUUUCAAUUAGCCAUCGUAAGGGCAAAGAUAAUGUGGUCCCCGAUGCAUUAUCACGGAUUCCAGUAAACGAAGUUGCUGCCUUAGAAAUAAUUGAACCAGAGAUUGAUCUUGAAUCUCCCUAUUUUUCAGAUCAAGAAUAUUUAAAUCUGAUACAAAAGUACAAUGAAAAUUCAGCGAAAUAUCCAGAUAUAAAAAUCCUAGAUAAAUACAUUUAUUAUCGAACCGAGCAUUAUAAUGGCAACGAAAACCAAGAGCAGUUGUGUUGGAAACUAUGGGUACCAGUAAGACUACGUAGAGAUACUAUCUCAAGAGCGCACGAUACGCCUGUGACAGCACAUGGUGGGAUGGUGAAAACACUGGAGCUAUUAAGGAGAAACUUCUUUUGGCCUGGAAUGGUCCGAGAUGUUCGCAAUUAUGUUCGACAAUGUGAAAUCUGCAAAACCACAAAAGCCCCUAACUUUGUAAUGAAGCCACCAAUGGGUAAUCAAAGCGUUUCCAUUCGACCAUUCCAGCGCCUCUACAUAGAUUUACUGGGCCCAUACCCACGCAGUAAAUCCGGCUACAUUGGCCUCUUAAUCGUGCUUUGCCCCUUAAGAAAAUUUACGUCGAAUCUAAUCCAAGAGUUCUUACAAAAACACAUUUUUCAUGUAUAUGGCGUACCAGAGUUCAUUGUCAGUGAUAAUGGGAGCCAAUUUCGCGCCAACGAUUUUAACGCUUUUCUGACGGUCAACGGAAUCAAUCAUACUUAUACAGCGUUAUACUCCCCCCAAUCCAACGCAUCGGAACGUGUCAACCGAUCUCUUAUCGCUGGAAUUCGAGCUUUUUUAAAGACUGAUCAUCGUCUUUGGGACGAAAAGCUCAGUGAGAUCAGUUGUGCCCUUCGUAAUUCCUACCACCAGUCCAUAAAUACCUCACCUUUUUAUGCUUUGUUUGGAUUUAAUAUGAUUACGCACGCUACUUCAUACAACCUACUACGUCAGGUAAAACUUCUAGAUGAACCCUCGGCAAAUAUUGCCCAUGCAGAUAAUCUUCAAAUUGUACGGGAGAAUAUUCGAAGAUCGAUUAAAAAAGCACAUGAUCGGAAUACUCACCAGUACAAUCUUCGAUCAAAACCCCAAUCUUUUCAGGUAGGUCAGGAAGUAUUUCGGCGAAAUUUUGUCCAAAGUAAUUUUGAAAAGCGUUUCAACGCAAAAUUAUCACCUCUUUUUAUUAAAGCACGAAUCAGGGAAAAUGUUGGAAACAACUAUUACAUAUUAGAAGACCUUCAAGGAAAAAUAAUAGGAACCUAUCAUGGAAAGGACAUAAGACCAUAAACUCCCUUUUUUCCAUUCAAUUUUACAUCGCAUUGCUCUAAAAUUGCUUGGUUUUGUAAUGGUCAUAGUCAAACAAUGUUUGUUUUUCUUUUGCUUAGUAAAUUUAUUUCAUUUGGAAAUGGUGUUGUUCAUAAUAUCCAGAGAAAAAAAAAAAAAAAAUUUGCAGUAGUGCAAAGUGAAUGUAAUUUUCAUGACUUUUCUGAAAACACUGCUAAUACAACUCCUUCUAAAUGCAUUCCUAAAUGUAACAAUAAAAAUUCAACUAAUUUCAUUAAAACGUCAAAACUUAAUUCAGAUUGUUGAUUUAAGCAAAUGAGAUUUAUGUGUUAUUAUAAAUAAUUUUGAAUAUUAAUAAUUUUCAAUAUUUAUUAUAUUUUCCUGUAAACCAUUUAAAAUGUGUUUCGAAAAUAUAUACAAAUAGUUUGAACCCAUGAAACAUCGAUUUCGAGUCAUCGAAUUUGCAUUAAUUCGAUUAUUCGAAAUUCUCGAAUAAACACAUGAUCUCAAAUGACAAGCUAAUGUUAAAAUUAUAUUAUGAACCACUUCAUCAACACUUGCAUAUCUGAUUAAAUUACAUCGUUGUCAUGUAACUUUUUGCUGGGACAAAGAAAUCACAUAUUCGUGAUUAACAAACAAAACAUUUACCAAAGGCAUUUAAAGCAAAAACAUUAUGUUCUUUGUUUUUAUUUCCAAAAAAAUAUCACUUAAAAUGUUAGUUUCUAUCAGAAUUUUAUCAGCAUGUACAAAAAUCCCAUCAGUAGAUUUCGUGGCCCCUGAACUGAAAAUCAUAAAAGACAAUUAACUUAGUUAAUGGUCAUUAGCAAAACUUAGAAUAACAAGUGUUUACAAACCUUAUAAAAGAGUAAUUUUGCUGAAUAGAGGCAACAUUAAGAGUUUCAUUGGUUUGUUUAAUCAAUUAAUUAUUAUUUGUAUUAAGCAAGAUUUUUUUUUUAUUUUAUAACAUUAUUGUUGGACUUUGCAUCUUUAAACAUAUGUAUUCAGCUAUUUUCUUUUGAUCUUGUUUUAUCUUAAUAUCUACUGUUCAUCAUUCUUGCUGUGGUAUGUUUAAUAACAGAUGCACUGCAUUAUCAUUCAUAUCACUUUUAGUUUUGUCAUGCAUGGAAAAAUAUGUCUUGAUAUACAGUCAAUCAAUUAAAUAAAUUAAAAUAGAAAUUAUAAUUACAAAUUGAAAGGAAAAAGAAAAUAAUAAAAACUAGAGAUUUUACUUAAAUAAUCUUACUACGAUUUUUUUGUUACAAUCUCAACUACUUAAUUUUUUAAUAUUAAACAAAUUUCUGGUGAUUUUUAUUCUGGCGAUUUUAAGCAUUAAUAUGCAAAAAGUGAUAUCCACAAAACGAUUUAAUACUAUUUCUAUACAACAGUAUUUUUGCACUCUUUCUACCAUUCUUGAUCCCGUUUUAAGAUAUUUCUAGAACCAGAAUUUACUUUUGAUUAAUAUUGGAUUGGCGUCUUUCUUUUGGCUUUUUGACUUCAACCUAUUAAAACCUAAAACGUGCUAAGUGAUUUUGAAGAAAUUAUAAUUUUUACAAAAAGUGUAUAAAGUGUUAUAGUUAACAACUUAAAUUUAAAUUUCAACAAGUGAAAAUAUAAUAAUCCAGAUAUCGGGUAAUAUUUCUUAUUGAAUUUAAUUCUAUUUCGAAAUGAAAUGAAUUUAAACAAAUUUUAUAGAAAAUUUGCCUAAAAAACUGUACUGGACCACGUUUCACUUUCAAGUCCCGUUGUUAUAUAACUGUACUGGACCACGCUUCCUUUCUCAAGUCCCGUCGUUACAUAAUAGGCAUACUUGCCUGGGACUUGGAAAUAACAGUUGGAAAUUUUAGUGUCUAUAUUGUUCGUCUUGGAAAGAUUAGAUUUAAACGAUUUAAACGACACAUAUCUCAUGAAAAAGUGGUAACAACAUCCAGCAGUAUUCAACAUUUCAACGUGAUUUGUAACCAACUAAAUACAAGAAAAAAAAAGUCAAAGGAAGAAUUAGGCUUCAAGAUAAAUUCGGAAAAGUAGCAAAAGCUUGGAAGCAUCUUCAGAAAAGUUUGCCAAAAGUCCAAUAUUUCUAGAACCAGAAUUUACUUUUGAUUAAUAUUGGAUUGGCGUCUUUCUUUUGGCUUUUUGACUUCAACCUAUUAAAACCUAAAACGUGCUAAGUGAUUUUGAAGAAAUUAUAAUUUUUACAAAAAGUGUAUAAAGUGUUAUAGUUAACAACUUAAAUUUAAAUUUCAACAAGUGAAAAUAUAAUAAUCCAGAUAUCGGGUAAUAUUUCUUAUUGAAUUUAAUUCUAUUUCGAAAUGAAAUGAAUUUAAACAAAUUUUAUAGAAAAUUUGCCUAAAAAACUGUACUGGACCACGUUUCACUUUCAAGUCCCGUUGUUAUAUAACUGUACUGGACCACGCUUCCUUUCUCAAGUCCCGUCGUUACAUAAUAGGCAUACUUGCCUGGGACUUGGAAAUAACAGUUGGAAAUUUUAGUGUCUAUAUUGUUCGUCUUGGAAAGAUUAGAUUUAAACGAUUUAAACGACACAUAUCUCAUGAAAAAGUGGUAACAACAUCCAGCAGUAUUCAACAUUUCAACGUGAUUUGUAACCAACUAAAUACAAGAAAAAAAAAGUCAAAGGAAGAAUUAGGCUUCAAGAUAAAUUCGGAAAAGUAGCAAAAGCUUGGAAGCAUCUUCAGAAAAGUUUGCCAAAAGUCCAGUAAUCAAAAUCUAACAAUAUAAUUUAAAUUAUUUAACAAAAUCCUAAAUAUUACAUAUCCAAUUCCAAUCUAACUUAAAUUUUAAAAUCACAUUUCAUACAUAUUGAGAUAACCUAAAUUUUUGAAAAUGGUUUCUUAAAAACUAAAAUAACUCAACCAAAACUUAAAAUCAUUCGUAAAAAAACUAAACUAAUCUAAACAAAUCAAUCCAAAAUUUCUUAAUUUUCUAAUAUUUUAACAUGAAAAUUCUAAAAGUUUAAAAACAAAGCUCAUAUUUUCAAAAUUAUUAACUUAACCUAAUAUCACAAUUUAUUUCUUAAAAACUAACUUUAAAAUGUAACAUAACAAUGUAAAAUCUUCAAAAUAAGUUCUUAGAAAAUUUACAAUUUGAUAACAACAUGAAAUGAAUUAAACAGGCUAAAUAUUGCACCAAAAAUAAACAAAAUGUUAAAUCAAAUUAUAGUUUAGGCAUGAUGAAAACUUUUGAAUUUUGAAGAUUUUUUCUUUAGACUUGAAACCUUAAUGAAACAUCACAGAUCUAAAAUCUAAUUAACCUAUGUAAAGAAAAUUGUAUUAAAUUCUCUUUACUCUUAAAACCUAGUAUUGCACAAUAUUUAUAUUUAGUUAUUAUAUUCUAAUACUAACCUAAAUGGCAAACUAUAGAAUAAUGCAAAUCAAAAUUUAAUUUACUCAUUCAAAAAGAAGUCAUCAAAACCACAUCAACGAAUUAUUGCUGGAGGCCUUCAUCAAGUCGGUGUGAUGCGGUAAGUCAGUUAAAACAUUUUUUUUAUUAUUAUUAGUUUUGCAUUAUCUUUAGUAAGAAACAACAUUCAACAUAAGGCAAUGCAGAGUAUCAUUAUGUUAAAUAACAGUGUUCAUUAUGUUAUUGCUUAAUUAAACUGAUCUCUUUUGCAAAUUAUGUUUACUCUUGAAUUAAAUCUCUUUGUGAUAACUAACACUUACUUGUUGAAUUUUGUUUCUUAGUUUUCUUUUGUUUUGCCAAAAAUUAUUACUCUUUAAAACAAGAAAGAUAUUUGUAAUUUAAACCUUUAUGAACCUUAUGCUAAGAUUUUGUCUUUGCGGAAUAUGAAACAUAUAGUUUAUUCUUUCAUUAUACUUCUAUUGAAAGUUAAUUUAAAUAGUUUCUAAUAGAACAUUAUAUUUAAAUUUUGUCUAUAUUCUAAUUUAUUAAUAUGGUUAAUGGGCUGAAUAAAUAAUUUUGUAAAAUGGAAUGCUAAUUUAAAAUUUUCGGGUGUUUUCUUCAA